UCUCCUCCUCCAGCGACCCGGCUGGCCAAGAAAGUCCAGGGAAGAGACAGAAAAGAAGAACAGAAAAAACAGUGGGAAAAAGAGGCUGGGCUCCUCGAAUCUCUCACCAUCUAUCUCCCGUGGCUUCCUUGUCUGCCUGCCCACGACUUGCCUACGCCUUGCCUUCGGGGUUGGUGAGCGAGCGAGCUCGGGAUCAGUUGGCGACUACACACCCAGAGUUCCAGGUUCUUGGAGGAGGGGGGAAGCCAUGGGCAGCUUCGCCAAGCUGGCCAAGAGGUGCGUGGAGACGGAGGCGCCGGUCAUGGUGAAGAUACAAGAGCUGCUUCGAGGGGCCACGGAUGUGAUGUCGCUUGCGCAGGGAAUUGUUUAUUGGCAACCUCCUGAGGCAGCCCUGAACAAGGUCAAGGAAAUUGUAUGGGAACCAGCAACCAGUAAAUAUGGUGCUGAUGAUGGCCUUCCCGAGCUUCGAGAAGCACUUCUCGAGAAGCUUCGCAGAGAGAAUAAGCUAACCAAGUCAUCAGUUAUGGUGACCGCUGGUGCAAAUCAGGCUUUUGUAAACCUGGUUCUGACCCUUUGCGAUGCUGGUGAUUCAGUUGUCAUGUUUGCACCAUAUUAUUUCAAUUCCUUCAUGUCAUUCCAGAUGACUGGCGUCACUGAUAUAUUAGUUGGUGCUAGCAAUCCCAAGACUCUUCAUCCUGAUGUUGAUUGGUUAGAGAAGGUGUUGAAAGAAAGUAACCCUAUCCCUAAACUUGUUACUGUUGUUAAUCCGGGAAACCCCUCUGGAGCUUUUAUUCCCAAGCCUAUGCUUCAGAGAAUUUCAGACCUGUGCAGGAAUGCUGGUGCAUGGCUGGUGGUUGACAAUACCUAUGAGUACUUCAUGUAUGAUAAAAUGGAGCACUACUGCCUAGAGGAUGAUCAUAUUGUCAACCUUUUCUCGUUCUCAAAGGCUUAUGGAAUGAUGGGGUGGCGUGUAGGAUACAUUGCAUAUCCAAGUGAAGCCGAUGGUUUCCACGCGCAGCUCCUUAAGGUGCAAGAUAACAUACCAAUCUGUGCUUCCAUCAUCGGGCAGCGCCUGGCUCUAUACUCAUUGGAGGCCGGCCCAGAGUGGAUCAGGGAAAGGGUGAAUGAUCUCGUGAAAAACCGCGAGCUGCUUGUGGAGGCAAUGUCUCCCCUUGGUGAGGAUGCUGUCAAGGGUGGGGAGGGUGCCAUCUACCUCUGGGCUAAGUUACCAGAUAACUGUUCAGACGACUUUGAGGUUGUCAGGUGGCUCGCGACCAAGCACGGCGUCGCAGUGAUCCCCGGGAGCGCCAGCGGAGGCCCCGGAUACAUCCGUGUUUCCUUCGGAGGGCUGAAGGAGGAAGACACGAGGCUCGCCGGCGAGAGGCUAAGGCGGGGAUUGCAAGAGCUGGUGACUGAUGGGAUGGUACAGUAACAACAGCCCACCGUAUGUAAGACAGUAAGAGUACAUUUCUACAUUCAGAUCACACAGGUCCGAUUUUUUCGACGAUACGAUUCUGCUGGGAUUAGUUCAUUCAGAGGAGGAAAAGCACCAUAUAUCCAAGUCUUUGUAUCAUAUAGAUGGCAUGCUGGAGGUACCCAAUGGGAACGGCAAUUGGUGUACUGAGAAUUGGGGCAAAAUAAAAAGCUAUGCAGCCCCUGUUCGGUACUUCCUGCCGUUUAAUUUACCCUUUCCCCCAGCAACUGUACACAAGUGAAAUACGACAAUUAUAAGGUGUUUUUACACGCUUUCCCCGA
Aegilops tauschii subsp. strangulata is the source of this 1755-nucleotide messenger RNA. The record is from RefSeq and is a predicted model, not a curated record. NCBI's taxonomy places the organism in Eukaryota, Viridiplantae, Streptophyta, Magnoliopsida, Poales, Poaceae.